This is a messenger RNA of Kockovaella imperatae, 636 nucleotides long. RefSeq lists its product as hypothetical. The record is from RefSeq and is a predicted model, not a curated record. Lineage: Eukaryota; Fungi; Basidiomycota; Tremellomycetes; Tremellales; Cuniculitremaceae. The transcript is spliced from 3 exons. Bases 1 to 636 code for a protein of 211 amino acids. Gene Ontology annotation, cellular component: nucleolar ribonuclease P complex. Gene Ontology annotation, biological process: tRNA processing.
AUGGGAGCGAAGGCGAAGAAAGAUGGUGGAUCCGGAGUCAGAGAUAACAUUCCGCCCAUCGUACAGAAGGAUCUCCUGCAGAGGGUCAAUUUCUCGCAUCAAGCCAGCAUAUACCUUCAAAAUCUUUCUGAGAGCUCUCGUCAGCAUGAAAGAUCCAAGCAGACUGGGUCGAAUCACCGCAAAGCACCGCGUACAGCGACUUCCGGAUUCGCAAGUCUCGCUCGAAGCCAGAUGAGGAAUGUCAAGAAGAUCAGCGAACACAAUACCUUGAAGCUAGAUGUCACUGCGAAACGUGCAGUCUGCUCCGAGUGCAACGCUGUUCUAGUUCCUGGGUUGACUAGUCGUAUCAGGAAUCGACCGAAUCGAAACCACAUCAAUGUCGUGAACCAGACUUGCUUGCAGUGCGAAAAUGUCACAAAGCGUCCUUGCCCGCCCGUUUCUGAAGCGGGGACGUCAAUGGAUGGACCUUCUCGAAAGUGCAGAAGGAUCAAAGCGGCCAGCAGGAACAAGACGGCGUUCUUUGAUCGAGAGGGACCCGCCGGACAUACCCUAUGGCUGGGAGUCGACAAAGUCCACGGCUGGGGACAGACGACCAUCGGCUCCGACACUGAGGCAUCAAUUGCCAACACUUCCUAA